Molecule: messenger RNA, 1407 nt
Organism: Capronia coronata CBS 617.96
Lineage: Eukaryota; Fungi; Ascomycota; Eurotiomycetes; Chaetothyriales; Herpotrichiellaceae
Product: peanut-like protein 1 (cell division control like protein 1)
Exons: 3
Coding region: 1-1407 (468 amino acids)
Biological process (GO): cytoskeleton-dependent cytokinesis
Cellular component (GO): microtubule cytoskeleton; cytosol; septin complex
Molecular function (GO): molecular adaptor activity; GTPase activity; GTP binding
Source: RefSeq, a predicted model, not a curated record
AUGACUAACACGAAUCAAACUGCAGCGGCUGUUGCUAACGGCGUUCGGUCCUCUCCUUCUCCUAACAUCCCCAAUGGAAAACCUGCGUCUCCUUAUCUCAAAGAAGCCACACCCGUCGGAACAAGCCCAAGUCCUGCACAGACUGUCAGCUCAAAAGACCCCAAGGCCGCCGCCGCUGCAGCAAAUGACAUGCGCAAUGUGGUGAGACGAAAGUUGACGGGCUAUGUUGGCUUUGCCAAUCUACCGAACCAAUGGCACCGAAAGAGUGUCAGAAAAGGCUUCAACUUCAACGUAAUGAUUGUCGGAGAGUCUGGGCUGGGCAAGUCUACACUGGUUAACACCCUGUUCAACACAUCGCUCUACCCACCACGCGAACGUAAAGGCCCGAGUCUGGAUAUCAUCCCAAAGACGGUCGCCAUCCAGUCGAUCAGCGCCGACAUUGAAGAGAAUGGUGUCCGCCUGCGUUUGACCGUGGUUGAUACCCCCGGAUUCGGAGAUUUCGUCAACAACGACGACUCAUGGCGCCCAAUCGUGGAGAACAUCGAACAACGAUAUGAUGCAUAUCUAGAGGCGGAGAACAAGGUUAACCGCAUGAACAUUGUUGACAAUAGAGUGCACGCUUGCGUCUAUUUCAUUCAACCCACCGGCCACUCUCUGAAGCCGUUGGACAUAGAAGUCAUGCGCCGUCUUCACACCAAGGUCAACCUGAUCCCUGUCAUCGCGAAGGCCGACACGUUGACAGAUGAGGAAGUGGCCUCUUUCAAACAGAGGAUUCUUGCCGACAUUGCGCAUCACUCCAUCCAAAUCUUCGAAGGCCCUCGGUACGAAUUGGACGACGAAGAAACCAUCGCCGAGAACCAAGAGAUCAUGUCAAAGGUGCCAUUUGCCGUGGUCGGUGCCAACUACGAGGUGACCAACCCUGAAGGCCGCAAGGUCCGCGGUCGCCGCUAUCCGUGGGGUAUCAUCGAAGUGGACAACGAGGAACACUGUGAUUUCGUGAAAUUGCGACAAAUGCUGAUUCGAACACAUAUGGAAGAGCUGAAGGAGCAUACAAACAACAUACUGUAUGAGAACUACCGCUCCGACAAGCUCAUUCAAAUGGGAGUUUCACAGGACCCCAGCGUGUUCAAGGAGGUGAACCCGGCCGUGAAGCAAGAAGAAGAGCGCACCCUCCACGAGCAGAAACUCGCCAAGAUGGAGGCGGAAAUGAAGAUGGUGUUCCAGCAGAAGGUCCAGGAGAAGGAGAGCAAACUGCAACAGAGUGAGGAGGAACUCUUCGCCCGUCAUCGCGAAAUGAAAGAACAACUGGAACGACAGCGAGCAGAGCUGGAGGAGAAGAAGAUACGCAUUGAACAAGGCAGGCCGGUCGAGAAGGAGGGCAAGAGAAAGGGCUUCUCACUCCGAUAA